AUGAAUAGCCAAAAGCGUCCGUUCGCUGCUAUAUUCAGCUCGACUCUGGAUGACGCCGAGACGUCAAAGCGACAAAUGAAGGACGCGUUGUACACCGAAUCUAUGGUCGUUGAGAGUCUGGAUGAUAACAUGUCGGACAAAAUCAGUCCUUAUCAGUGGAGUAUUGAAUCAGAUGAACCGACACAAUUUGAGGCUGGGUGUACGUCAUUUUCUAACGAUGAACCGGUUAUGUCAGAUCUUGUUACAGUUGACAUAACUCAACUGUCCCACGAUACAUUGUGCUGUGAUGAAGAAUCCGGCAAUGGCGAAAUGCUUAAACUUGGAUCGUGCUACGGAACGGCCGACCGCAGCACCAGAGAUUUAGAGGGCCGCACCAUCACUUCUUCAAAUACAAUCGACAUAUUAUCAAAUGUGUCAUCUCGUAGCGCCAAAACUCGUGGCCAAGGAAUGCGGUAUACUAUGCUGGAAAAAGAUCUUUUUACAUAUAGAUUCAUACAAGGAGUUAAGGAACUCUACGAGUUCGAUCGAGCAAACACUCCUUCACCGCACAUUCGGACAGUGCAACGUUAUUUAAGCAAAAGUGCUGAAUGUUCUACAGAGGGCAAGCUGAUAAUAAAAGAGCUGAAGGAAUAUCUGGAAAGAAACCGAUACCCACUUGCAAUAUGCUGGAGCGAAGAUGCGACCAGAAUUACCGGUGGCAUUGAAUAUAAUCUGAACGAAGACAAACUCUCUGGUCUGGUAGCACCAAUCGGCACAAAUGGAAUGCCCAUCAUGAACCUAUUUAAAUGUUCUUCGCCACGGAAAGUUUUAGCGGAUAUACAAGAUAACCCCAUCGGACGCAACGUUCAACUAUGCAUGGCUCAACCCAUUUGUAUGGACGCAGCUCCAUUUUGUAUACUUUACAACUGCACGAACAAUAAAUUUUCAACAACCGAUGUUCUAAACAAGUGGAACUUUGUUCAAGCUGAAAUGGACAAAGAAGACAUUAAAGUUGUUUGCAUGGCAACUGAUGGUGAUAGCCGAUUCAUUGGAGCUAUGCUGAAAAAAAUGAAGCUACCGAAUCAUAACGACAAUCCCUUUGGUGCUUGGUUCGUAUCCAACACCAACAAUGACAGUCUAUGCGUUCAGGAUCCAACUCAUCUAGCGAAUAAAUUUCGGACGAGGCUUGUCAAUCAGACCAAGCAGUUGAUACUCGGUCGGUUUCAAGUAUCGAAAAUACAUUUAGAAAAACUAGUGCGUGAUGUUUCGAAAGACCAACACGGCUUGGCCGAAGGAGCCCUUAGUGAUAAGGACAAGAUGAAAUUUCGACCAGUAGAAAAAAUUACAUCUGAACAAGUCAUGUCAAGCCUCGAUCAGCAUAUUCCUCUUUCCAACGGCACUGUGGCAUACCUGAAAAUUAUUUCAUGCAUUAUAUCCUCGUACAUGGAUCCAUCGUUAUCGCCGUCGCAUCGAAUCUUUAACGUGUGGUGAGUGAUGGGCAUUAGUACGCCUACAUCAUACACAUAGAAUUAGA
Topomyia yanbarensis is the source of this 1513-nucleotide messenger RNA. RefSeq lists its product as uncharacterized. The transcript has 4 exons. The coding region runs from base 1 to 1470 and encodes 489 amino acids. The record is from RefSeq and is a predicted model, not a curated record. NCBI's taxonomy places the organism in Eukaryota, Metazoa, Arthropoda, Insecta, Diptera, Culicidae.